GGGGUAUGUCAGCAAGACAGCGAAUACGUGGCGGGCAAUUGAUAAGCAUAUAUAGAGGUUACUAUUCUUGCGUCGGCUCAUAUUACUUUGCAUUAGCUGAAGAUAAAUUGAAACAAGUCAGCUAUGGUUCAUAUUCACUCAUGAGAUCUCGUUUGAUGGGGCUUCUGGUACUUGUUCACGGCGCGGCAGUUGAACUACGAGCACUCUCUUCUUCCCCUCAUUGAUAUUGUCACGGGAUUUCAAGUGCAAAGUGAAGGACGAGAGUGCUCAAGCGAAACAAGCUGCCAGUCACCAGGUAGGUACCAAUAGCGUAGUAUAGGGGACUCAAUAACGACAAGUUAAUCGCUGCCCUCUCUA
This is a messenger RNA of Pseudomassariella vexata, 357 nucleotides long. RefSeq lists its product as uncharacterized. The record is from RefSeq and is a predicted model, not a curated record. The coding region runs from base 6 to 224 and encodes 72 amino acids. Lineage: Eukaryota; Fungi; Ascomycota; Sordariomycetes; Amphisphaeriales; Pseudomassariaceae. The transcript has a single exon.